Molecule: messenger RNA, 723 nt
Organism: Symbiodinium necroappetens
Lineage: Eukaryota; Dinophyceae; Suessiales; Symbiodiniaceae
Source: the annotation of a GenBank genome assembly
AUGUGGAGAGGCGCCCUGCCAUACCUGGCUUUCUUGAGCCUCACACUGCUUGUGCAGGGCGCCCGCGAGGGUGCUGAAGAGUAUGCAGAGCUGCCACGGCAGCAUGGCAGAGGCAGGACUCACGGUCACCACGGCUGGACUCAAGUGCACCGCUCCCUUUCGCAUGAUGUCAACGGCCGAUCGAGUUUGGUGCAAGGUGCUCAGCGAAGACACCAGCAAAGGCUGCAAGUGCGUCAACGAGCUCGCAGGCACAAGGUCCAGCAACGCCGGCAUCGCUACGUGGAUCCAAGCGAAGGCGCAGGACCGGAUGAUUCAGGCAGUGGGGACGAGUCAACUGGCAAGGCCAAGCACGAGGAGCGCGCGAAGAUCCAGGAAGCUGCUGCGAAGGAGCCUGAUGACUGCGGACCUUUGCUCGGAACAGAUCCUGACCAGGUUCAGGCGCAGGUUCGGCGCUGCUUGAAGCUGCGCAAGCUCCAAGUUCAAGAGGUUCAGGAGAAGCUCCAACAGCGCGCGAAGGACGAGCAGGUGUUGGCGACUGAAGAAGACAGGAUCAAGAAGAUCCAAGAUGACCUUAGCAACGCCGAUGCCAUGACUGCGGCCUACACCAACGAUGAGCAAAUCGUCAAGGCCGCGUUGGAGAAUGACGAGCAAAGAGUGGAAUCCCGAAUCAACCGGCUCGAUCACGACGGCGAAGACGCAGACCGAGAACUUGGCGACGACUAG